CGCGCCGGGGAGCGCAGCUGCGGGCGCGGGGACUGUAGGAGCCGCGGAGCCGGCGGUCAGAGCGGCUGCAGCUCGAGCGAGCGGAUGAAACAAAGGCGACGAUAGAGCCAGUUUUGAGUGUGGAUUUUUGAAUGAAACCUGGAACCCAAAUCAGAAGAAACCUUCAAGGAACAACUUCUAUUGAUAAUGAGUCUGCAAAAUCAUCUGUGUACAUACAUAUGGAGUGUUCUCAUUUCAGAUUUAGCUGAAUGAAUGGUUCAUUCAUGAGGAGUGACUACCUGUUAUAGGCCCUGGGUCAGGAGAGCAAUUUUGUACCUUCCUGCUGGUUCAGAAACAAGUCUCUGUAGAACCAGAAGCAAAGAAAAGGAAACAAUCUGACUUUUUUCUUACACUGACUAUAUAUAAGAUACUUGACUUCCAAGAACAAAGGCAGUGAAAUACAAUUUUUGUUUUGAUUGAAUAUUCAUCACAUUGAGGAUCAUACUUUGUGGAGCUUCCUGAAGUGAGAUUUGGAACCUUCAUUGGUGCUCAUUUAUACCUUGGACUGUAAGCAUGAGUGAAUUCUGGUUGUGUUUCAACUGCUGUAUUGCAGAACAGCCUCAGCCUAAAAGACGACGACGGAUUGACCGAAGCAUGAUUGGAGAGCCAACCAACUUCGUACACACUGCUCAUGUAGGAUCAGGAGACCUGUUCAGUGGGAUGAAUUCAGUUAGCUCCAUUCAGAACCAGAUGCAGUCCAAGGGAGGGUACGGAGGUGGUAUGUCUGCCAAUGUGCAGAUGCAGCUUGUGGACACGAAGGCGGGAUAGCCCUGGGUCCUUCCCCAUGAAAUGUUGCUGUUCUGCUCUGAAGAAGAUACUGUCAAGUGGAUCCUGCCUUUUCUCCGCUGGCGUGCAUGCCUUUGGACUCGUGGACUGAGUUCUUUGGAUUGUAGCUGAAUUUUCAACGUUUAAUCAUUGUGGAUCUGAUCUUAGCAUGAUUUUUAUUUGUUUGUUUUCGUGAAUGCUAGCACCAUUUUGU
Molecule: messenger RNA, 1018 nt
Organism: Marmota monax (woodchuck)
Lineage: Eukaryota; Metazoa; Chordata; Mammalia; Rodentia; Sciuridae
Product: CDC42 small effector protein 2
Exons: 2
Coding region: 553-807 (84 amino acids)
Biological process (GO): regulation of Rho protein signal transduction
Cellular component (GO): plasma membrane
Molecular function (GO): small GTPase binding
Source: RefSeq, a predicted model, not a curated record